Phyllotreta striolata is the source of this 2171-nucleotide messenger RNA. The record is from the annotation of a GenBank genome assembly. NCBI's taxonomy places the organism in Eukaryota, Metazoa, Arthropoda, Insecta, Coleoptera, Chrysomelidae.
CGUCUUCCAUCUUCCAUCUGUUCCACAAUCUUUCAUUUUGUAUCACGCGUUGUACAUGUUAUGGUGUUUGUAGUAAACGUGUUGCCGAUAAAUUACUAAAUAUUCCUUUUUGAGUUGAAUAACAUUAUAAAUGUAAUGUCCUAAUCGCAUAGAUUUCAUUUAACUCGUUUCCGAUAAUUUAAUAAGACAGUUUUUUUUAUCAAAUAUUCGUGAAAUACUUGAGUGACCGAUGAUGCCCAGAGGUCGCGGGUACUCCUCGAAUCACAGGGGCUACCGCGGGGGCUCCUACAGAGGAAACUCAUCAUGGAGCGGCAGUUCCAAUCGCGGGGGUUACUCGGGCUCCUCCGCGUACAAUUCAUUUUCGACGAUGGAAACGAAAAACCCCUACGAAUCCAAAUACAAAUACUCCAAUUCGGAGAGGUUUUCUAGGUCAGACGAUUACCACAAAUCCUACAGGUCUAAUAAUUACAAUAGCAACGUCGGUAGAGAACGGAGGUCCCCGCCGGAACGUAAACGAAUGAGAUUAGAUGCGCCGAGUUCGCGGCACGAAAGUUACUAUGGCUCGAGCAGACACGAACCGCCGCCGCCUCCUCCGCCUUACAUAGAACGAAGACUGUCGAGCGAGCGCCAUCAAUCGACGCCGUUUGCCAGGCGCGAGGAGUUUCGCAGGCCCCAGAGCCCCCCGAAGCGCGGCUCGCUGCGCGGCAAAUUUAGUCCGAGAGGGCAGAGGGGCCUGCGGUUCGCGGGACGCCCGAUGAGACGACGGCUAGUCGAUAGCUCGUACGUGGUACGCAAGAGAAUUGUACCGCGCGGAUCUGACUACGCUCGAAGGAUUAAGUUGUCUGGGUUGAGGAGCGGUAUAGCGGGCAGAAAGCGCCAGCCGCUCCGGCCUAAAGAAGAAGAAGACGAAGAAGAUGAGGAGGAGGACGACGAAGAACCGCCGAUGAAAGUCGAACGAAUCGAGAAAAUCGAAGAAAAACCCGUCGAAGACGAUUCGGAAAAAAUGGACGAAGAGAAGCGAAAGCGCAAAGCCUUCAUCAAGCUGCACUGUCCGCAUUGCGGCAUGAAAGCGGUGACGUUCAGACGGUACGAGAUCCACCUGCGCGGCCGCGCCCACCUCAUGGCCAUGCGCAAGAUCGCCCUCAAGCAAAAGGCCAUCAUCAAGCAGAUGCGCCAGGCGCAACGGAACACCCAGAACGAGCUGGAGAAGAGCUCCAACGAGGACCUGAGCAGCCGCACCAACUUUUGCCCGUUGUGCAAGCUCAACUACAAGCAAAAGAAGACCGUCCAUCAGCUGUCCGAGUCGCACAAGAACAUGAAGAAGUUUCUGAUGCCGUUUUGCAAGGUGUGCAACAUUUCGUUCAAGAGUCCGAUGGUGUACGAGAACCAUUGUUGCUCCAUCGAUCACAUCAAGCGUAAACAACGUAUGGAGAACAGCGAUGGUUCCGGUGAGGAAGACAAUUUGGAAAAUUUCACCACAAUCGAUUCCGUAGGAGAUGUUGAUGGUGAAGGUUCGGAAGUUGAAGAGAAGAAAGACGACGAAAAGGAAGUUCCUUUGAACGUUGGUAUCGAGAAGAUUCGAAAAAUCGAAGCGUACUAUUGCGACAUUUGCAAGAUGUACCUGCAAAGGGGCGAGGAGUCUGAAAUUCCGAAGAUACUCGGCAGGCAUUGCAAGCAGCGCGUCCACGUGACUCGUUAUCAUCGCAUGAAAGAGGCGCAGGAGAGCGAGAAGAAGAUGGCGAAGAAGGAGGCGAGCGAGACGGAGGCUGCCAAGCAGGAAAUCGUCGAGAAGGAUAAAACUAAGGACGAAGAGGAGGCGAAGGAUGAUAAAUUGUGGGCUGACGUCGAUAAGGAUUUGGGAGAUAUAUUGGCCGAAGCAGAGUCGGGAAUUAAAAGUUCCGAUGAAGAUGAAGAUUCUCACGUUAAUGGUGAACGUUAUGAUAGAUUUAAACUGAGUAAAAACGGCGAUGAAAAACUGAUGAGCGCCGAUGAAGAGGGAAUAUUAGAUAAUAAGUUGAUUACAGAAGGCGAAACGAAGAAAUAAAUUAAACGAUAAGUUAAAAUAAAGGUAGUGUUAGUUUCUUUAUUGUGAACUUUGAAUAAUUUAAUCUAUGAUAGAGGUAAUUUAAUUUCUUUUUUAUCGUAGUAAAUAAAGUGUUAUACACUAAUAA